AGCCGCGGCUCGAGCUGUGGCCGCCCCCUCCCGCCCGACCGCGCCGGCAGGCCCGCGCGCGAGAUGGCGCUCACCGCAGCGCACGCGGAGGGCCGCGAGAGGUCGUCGGCGUCCAAGCGCCCCGCGCCAGGGGGCGACGCCACGGGCCAGGCUGCGAAGCAGAGUUUCCGUUGCGUGCUCUUCUGGCCUCCCGUGUACCACUGGCCGUGACGUGCACAAGGCCGCCAUCAAGACCGUGGUCGGGGAGUACAUCGAGAGGGGUGUCAGCCACGGGCGGAAGGUCUACCAGAAGGUCCAGGACAGGGACAGCAAAAGUUUCGUUGACGUCCUCAUCUAUCGAGUUGGCUGCGGCAAGGACGGCGAGAGCAACGAGGGCUGGUGGAUCGGGAACAAGCUCGGCGGCUCGCAGGUGUGGUCGCACUGCAAGGAGUCGGGCCCGGGCGAGUCGCCCCCGGAGCAGGGGUGGAGGAUGCCGUGGGACGGCGGCGUGUCCAAGACCCUGCACGUCGCGAACAAGAGGGCCAAGGAGAGGGCCGACGCGGAGGCCGCGUUCCACAGGCUCAGCCAGGAGACCGCCAGGCUGGAGUACGAGAUCGGGGAGGGCGUGGCGCUGGCCGGGGCCGCGGCCGCCGGGGAGGAGGGCGCCCCUGCGGGCGCCCAGGCGCUUGCGGCGGCGGCGGCCGACCUGGAGAGGCACCGCGCCGCGGCGCGGGACCUGCUCUGCGAGGCCGAGCGGGCCGCCGAGGCCGAGCCCUCGGCGCUGUCCGAGGCGCUGAGGGACCUGGUGGGCAGGCUGCAGGCCACGGCUGGCAGCGUGGCGCAGGCGCUGGAGGCGCUGCACGCCGCCCGGGAGGCCGCGGAGGACGAGGAGAGGCAGCGCGAGGCCGAGAGCCAGGACCAGCAGGUGGUGGACGCCAUCCUGGUGGAGGCGUCAGAGCUGACCAGCAGAGCCGAGGACGACAUGGUCGAGAAGGCCGAGAUCACGUGGGACAUGAUCAGCAGCUGUGGCGACGACGAGGACGUCAUCCGACAGGCGGUGCAGGACACCACGGCCUCCGCGGGCGAGGCGCAGGCGGCCGUCGCCAGGGCUCGCGCGUUCCUCGACGCGAAGCUGCCCGAGUGGAGCCGGCUCUGCUCCCGUGCCGCCAAGGAGCGCGCUGCGAAGGAGAUGCAGCGGCUGCGGCAGCAGCUGAGCGCCGGCCAGCAGCGCCUGGGUCCGCUCAAGUCGGCCUGGCAGGACUGGGAGAAGGGGGUCCGGGGGCAGAAGGCGGCGGCCGAGGCCACCAGGAGGCUCGCCAGCGCCGAGGCGGAAGCGGACAGGGCCGAGGCGGCGGUGGCACUCCUCAGGGACGGCACCCCGGCGAAGGAGGCCCUCGCGGGCGCCAUGAGCCAGCUCCGGGCCGCGGAGGAUGGAAGAAGACAGGUCGAGUCGACCAUGCGCUUCCUGGACGCCAAGGGCAGGGGCGCCGAGGGCCUGGACAUCGCGGAGCUGCCCGACUUGCAGCAGCAGGGCGCCGCGGCGAGGGAGCGCCUGCGGGGGCUGCGGGCCGCCGUCAGGCAGGCGGAGGAGCGGGACAAGGCGCGCGGCCACCUGCAGGAGGCCUCGAGCAGGGUGGCGUCCGUCACCAAGGACCUCAACGACCUCCUCGAGGCGGGCGCCACCGACGUCGGCCCCUGCGAGGCUGCGUGCGCCAGCGUCAAGACGGCGCUGAGGAUGGCGCGGACGUGCCUGCAGAUGAAGCUCGUCGAGGUCCGCCGCUUCUCCGAGGUGGUCGAGGCCGAGGCCACCGCGGAGCUGAAGGGCAUGCAGCAGGAGCUGGAGGAGCCAAGCGCGAGGCUCACGGAGCUGCUGGGCACGAUCUCGAGGCAGCGGCUGGAAGGCGUCGCAAAGGGCGCGGAGGCCUCCGUGGUGAGCGUGGAGGCGCUGGUCGCCGCCCUGCGCGAGGCGGCCUCGCUGCUGGCGGACGGCCCAGCGACGGAGGCCAUGUCCGCGGAGCAGCUGCGGCAGGCGGUCGCGCGGGUGACGGAGCGGGAGCGGGAGGCCACCCGGGCGCUGACGGAGGCGCGGAGGUUCGUGGCGUCCAAGCAGCUCGAGGCCAGGGGCCGCAUCGGCGAGGCGGAGGCGCAGGCGGAGGCGGCCGCGGUGUUCGCGCGGCUCCAGGCCAGGCUGGCGGACGGCCAGGCGGAGAUCGCCAGGCACAGGCGGCUCCCGGGCUCGAUCGACCGCCAGCUGGCGGGCCGGAAGGCGGUGGCCGAGGCCGAGGAGCGGCUAGCCGGCGCGGCGGAGAAGGUGUCCGGGGCGGCCGCCGCCGCGGCCCGGUAUCUGGAGGCCGAGGGCGCUCGCGCGGACCUCCAGAGGGAGGCGGAGAGGUCCGUGCAGGAGGCGCAGAUCGACCUGAGGACGGUCUUGCGCCUGGUCGCGGCCCUGUCGCGCUUGGAGGGGUGCUCCCGCGAGGCCAUCGCGCGGCUCGAGACCGCCGCGAGGGGCGCGCAGGAGCGGGCGGACGACCUCGGCAGCCGGGUCCGGGAGCGCGCCGAGAGCGCGCUCUGCGGGUCGCUGCUGCAGGAGAGGCGUGCCGCGGGGUGGAGUUGUGCGAGGCCGCCGCGGAGCAGGCGGCGCUGGCGGAGGUGCCCCUUGCGGCCGGCCUGGACAGCCUUCCGGCCGAGCAGGCCUCCGACGCCAUCGAGAAUCUGGAGCGGGCCGUCCAGGCCGCCCAGACCCAGCUGCUCGCCACGAGGACCCUGGUGUCCAUGAAGCGCGUCGCCACCCGGCGCUUCUCGGAGGCCGCCCGGGGAGCGGCGGCGGGGGAGCUGGACGGCCUCCAGGGCAGGACCGAGGCGGUGUCGCAGAAGCUGGCAGAGAUGCGCUCGAGGGCAGCCGAGCUGAAGAGGAGCGCCGUCCGAAAGGACCGGAGGACGCUUGCUCGCGCUGAGCGCGCGCGCGCGCCGUGCGCUCGCGCACACCAGCGGCGAUGCAGCCCGCGCUGUUUUUCUGGAAAGCGCGGGCCAUCCGCACUGGCGGGGUGCCUGCGAGGAGCGCCGCAGAAAGGGGU
Prorocentrum cordatum is the source of this 3053-nucleotide messenger RNA. NCBI's taxonomy places the organism in Eukaryota, Dinophyceae, Prorocentrales, Prorocentraceae. The record is from the annotation of a GenBank genome assembly.